Messenger RNA from Effrenium voratum, 1458 nucleotides. The record is from the annotation of a GenBank genome assembly. NCBI's taxonomy places the organism in Eukaryota, Dinophyceae, Suessiales, Symbiodiniaceae.
AUGGCUUUGAAGGCGCUGCGCCUGCCGCCGCUGCGCUUGGCGCGGCGCUGCGCAGUGCGGGCGCUGGUGGAGCAAAGGCUGCAGCCGCUCCAGGAGAAGGAGCCGCAGUUGGUCCAGCAGCGCAAGCAGCUGGAGGCCGCCAUCGCCAAGGUUAGCGCCGACCUGGCGGACACCCAGCGCCGCUGUGGCGAAGCUCAGGAGCGUUUGGUUCAUCACGACCACAAGAAGCAGGAGAUCCUGAAGUCCAUCAUGGAAAGCUCCGAGCACGCAGACCGAUUGAAGCGCGAAAGAGAUGCGAAGCAGAAGGAAAUCGUGCAGAAGGCCCAGGAUAUCGGAGAUGAGACAGUGGAGCAGCGAAUGCAGCAAGUUCACGACAGCUCAAGUAUGGAGCAGUACGUGCAGAGCUUUCCCAACUGUGGCAGCUCGCUGCGGGACUAUGCGCAACUGCACCACGACCUGCUACUUUGCAGCAACAACAUCAAGAAUGCCAAUGCAGAUGUGACCAAGACUGAUCAGGUGCUGGAGGAGCAGGAAAAGAAGAGCUCGGCUGCGCAGCAGCAGAUGAAGGCGCUUCAAGAGACGCAGUUGAAGCUCAAGAUGGAGAAGGGCAGUGUGGAGAGUCGUCUUCAGAAGAUCUCGCAAGAGAAAUCCCUUGUGGCGAGCUACCAGGACACUCUGCAGCGGACGGUCCAGUGGGCUCAGAUGGACGUGCCUGACGUGUCCGCCUCUGCUCAGAAUCUUCCGCUGCUGGCGCUGGUUCGGCGUGAGAGCAUCGCCAACUCCAUACAGUCUUGCAACUUCAAGCGGCUAAAGCAGCUGAACGCCUCUGCUGCGGAGAUGCGGGACCUUUGCAAUGACCUCAUGAACCGCCUGUCACAAGGAUUUUCAUCCGUCGAGUUGAAGCAGAUGGGUUUCCGCGUGGAAGAACUGUGCAAGAACUUCAGUGCUGCUGACCUCCUUCGCGCGGGCUUCUCCAGGGAAGAGCUCGCAGCGUACCCAAGCGUCAUUCAGAAGCUCAAGGCUGACGGAUUCUCCUUGGGGCAGCUCAAGGAGCUGGGCUUUGGCGUGCAGGAGCUUGGUGUGGCCUUCCGGGCGAAGGAGCUGGUAGCGGCUGGCUUCAACAAGGAGCAGCUCCAGGCCUUCCCAAAGAUUGGCCUCGCACUGAAGAAAGAUGGCUUUUCGGCGAGGCAGCUGAAGGACAUGGGCUUCAAGGCUGCAGAGCUGCACUUCAGCGCCUUGGAGCUGGCACUGGCCGGAUUUUCUCAGGAGGAGCUGACCGCGGCAGGGCUUCCGGAGGUACUCAUCAAGGCCGUGCUGCACUUCCGCGAGGGCUGCAGCAUGGCGGAGCUCUUCAAACACUUUGGGCCGUCCGAGUUGAAGGCGGCAGGCUUCGGACCUCAGCAGGUCUAUCCGGACUCGACCAAAGCGACAGCCUGGUUUCGCUACCAAAUGCUGUAA